Messenger RNA from Haliaeetus leucocephalus (bald eagle), 1746 nucleotides. It is a transcript of the gene IL2RB, whose product is annotated as interleukin 2 receptor, beta. The coding region runs from base 1 to 1746 and encodes 581 amino acids. Gene Ontology annotation, cellular component: membrane; external side of plasma membrane. The record is from RefSeq and is a predicted model, not a curated record. NCBI's taxonomy places the organism in Eukaryota, Metazoa, Chordata, Aves, Accipitriformes, Accipitridae. Gene Ontology annotation, molecular function: protein binding; cytokine receptor activity. Gene Ontology annotation, biological process: immunoglobulin mediated immune response; cytokine-mediated signaling pathway. The transcript has 9 exons.
AUGAAGCCCUCUUUGCUGCUUCUGUGUCACCUCUGGCUGUUCAGCCUCAUGUCUCUCUCACGGGCAUCAGACUUGGCACAAGGUGCCUCCAGCCUAACUUGUUGGUAUGACUCACGGGCAGCCCUAUUCUGUGACUGGAACCCAGGCAGGGACCUGGUUGAAGGAGCAUGCCAGCUGGAGAUUUCAUCAAAGUUAGGUUUUUGUGGCAGAUCAAUAUUCUUACAUGACAGAUCCGAGCACUGUGAAUUACACAAGGCAGAACACACGACAGGACUGAAGUGCAACAAGACCUUCAGCGAAAAGAGUAAUACUCAAUGCUUCACCGCUUCAGACCGUCUUACCAUUUCUGUCCAUUGCCACAUUGGAGAGAAUAAGUCUAUACCUGUGCAAAUAGAAGAUUUCAGUCCACUUGCAAAUAUAAAGCUGAGGCCUCCAGAAGAUCUUCAGCUGGUUAGCAAAUCUGAAAACACCUACAACUUAACGUGGAGCCUGAAAAUUUCCUCUCACUAUUUGAAUGGGGAGCGGGAAUACCAAGUGCGGUAUCGAGCCACAAGUCAAUCCUGGGAGGAGGCCAGGAUCUUCACCAUUCUGCAGGACCAGAUGUGGGUGGUGUUUGAGAGCCUCUCACCCAACUCAAAAUACGAGGCAGCUGUCCGUGCAAGGCCAAGCGCCUCAGGUACCUACAAAGGCGUGUGGAGCGACUGGAGCAAGACGAUACUGUGGAGGACACAUGCUGACCAAACAUCCCGGCCGGUCCUGCCAGCUCUUAUAGUGAGCAGUUGCAUCUUUGUGAUCAUUGGGACUGCCUUCCUUAUUAACUUACGGACCCUGAAAUGGUUUAAGAAGAUCCUGAAGAUUCACAUCCCAGACCCUGACAAGUUCUUUCCCCCACUCGUUUCUGUUCACGGAGGUGACAUUCAGAAAUGGCUCUCCUCCCCAUUCUCCACAUCUUCCUACUGUGUGAACAGCACAACCCCAGAGAUCUCCAUGCUCGAGGUGAUGCAGAAGACUGAACAGGAAUCCCAGUUUCUACUUUCCAAGGGGACGCUGACUCCUGAUCCUCCCUUAGAAACUAGUGGGCACUCUGUAUCCAGCUGCUUCACCAACCAAGGCUACUUCUUCUUCCACCUUCCCAGCUCCUUUGAGAUCGAGCCCUGUCAGGUCUACUUCACCUAUGAGCCUUUUACCCAGGAGGGCAGUGGCAGCAAGGAUGGCGAGUCUUACCAUGCUUUCUCCUCCCCAGACCUCUGCACACUGGCAGAGGACAUGCACUCGUUGUCCCAAAACUUCCUCCACUGUAUCAAGGCGACCCGGGGCUUCCAACGUAGCUCCUUUGUAGAAGAGUCAGAAGGUGAAGCCCAGCGGGCCAUGGCUAUUUCUGGGGCUCUCCAGUCAAGUGAAGACACCUCACCAACACCAGUUCUGAAACAGGAUGAGAAGGUGGUGGACAAAGCAGCUUUACAACCUGCUGAGGCCCUGUGCCAGCUGGACACUGACUCUCCUGACCCACCAGACCCGCGUGACAGCCAUACUAUCGAUAUAACGGAGGGGAGUGGGAAGGCAGGUCCUCCGAUUGACCCCUGUACACCAGGAGAACAUGCUACCUCUUUCUCUCAACCUCCAUCUCUAAAGCAAAGCCAGGAUGAGCAUCCAUGCAGAAUAGCCUUCUCCAGCCAGGUCCCAAACACUGGUGCCUACCUUUCUCUGAGGGAGCUCCAAAGCCAGUACAGCCAUUGCUCCGUCUAG